AUGUCCUCUCGACAAGAAGGCGAAACCAUUGUUCUGGGCAGCAUACUUGGUAUGGACAUAUCCAAACUCCUGGAGAUCAAAGCCCCAGCUGUCAAAGACGUUGUUACCGCCAAAAUGGUGGGGACUAUUAAUGCUCUGGAUGCAACCCCUGGCCUCGGAAUUCCUUCUGGACUAGUCUUUCUACCACGACCCAAAUUGAAUGCCAACCGUUCACGUCAGACGGGCACAUACGGUUGGGAUCCCGAGUCAUGGGUGACCAUGCAGAUUUCCACCUACCCCUUGUUCAGGCCUCUCAAAAAGACUGCAUAUAUGAUGCACAAGGGUUUGAAUGUUGAGUUCUCUGGGAUCAUCCUGCACUGUCCCAAGACGCCCAUGGCAGAGUCUACAUUCUGGAUCCCAGUCAGUCAGUGUCUCCACAAGUGGUACAAGGUUAAGGUUGACACGGGUGACUGGGACUGGUUAGAGCUCUCUAGACUCCUAUCUGGAGUUCAGGAGCUAUGUCUUGUCCUCAACUCCCACAAUCCGCGCGAGAGGUGGGAGCUGGGUUUGCUCGUCAGGAAGAAGGUAAUGCUGGCAUAUGGCGAAGUGAGAUGGGUUCAAACUGUUUGUAGAGUUUGGGUGCGCCUAGAAACAAACACGAAUAAUCUGAAGGAGCUGGAAAGACAGUUCCGCGAGAAGAGCGACCAAAUGAUUUUCGGGGAGAGAGUUGACAAUCAGAGGUGGUGCAUCGAAGAGAGUUCUGAUUCGGAGAGCGUAUAAAAGGGGAAAUGAACAUGAAGGGGUUGUGGUUUCCUAGUCAACGCUAUUGACGACGACAUGAGUAUGAUCAGACCAAAAGUGUGGAGAGCGAGAGCGUCUCUUGGCGCCUGGGAC
Molecule: messenger RNA, 873 nt
Organism: Hyaloscypha bicolor E
Lineage: Eukaryota; Fungi; Ascomycota; Leotiomycetes; Helotiales; Hyaloscyphaceae
Exons: 1
Coding region: 1-759 (252 amino acids)
Source: RefSeq, a predicted model, not a curated record